Molecule: messenger RNA, 222 nt
Organism: Pieris macdunnoughi
Lineage: Eukaryota; Metazoa; Arthropoda; Insecta; Lepidoptera; Pieridae
Source: the annotation of a GenBank genome assembly
AUGGCUCCGCUGAAUCGACAGAAUGGAGCACCUGCUUCAGCUGUUCAACAUUUAUUACACAAAAGGAAACGUGAAUAUCACAUACACGCCAAAGCUAUUCAUAAACGGUACAAUUCAUACGUUAUAAAGGUUCUUCCAAGUCACUAUGUGGCCCCCGAGAUCCACUCACUACGAGCUGGUUGCCUAGCAACAAAAGAACAAAAUAAUGUUGUUAAAAUGUAA